This is a messenger RNA of Apis laboriosa (Himalayan honeybee), 504 nucleotides long. Its product is annotated as histone H2A-like. Gene Ontology annotation, cellular component: nucleosome. Gene Ontology annotation, molecular function: structural constituent of chromatin; DNA binding; protein heterodimerization activity. The transcript has a single exon. NCBI's taxonomy places the organism in Eukaryota, Metazoa, Arthropoda, Insecta, Hymenoptera, Apidae. Bases 18 to 392 code for a protein of 124 amino acids. The record is from RefSeq and is a predicted model, not a curated record.
CUAAGUUCACGCAAAACAUGUCUGGCCGAGGUAAAGGUGGUAAAGCUAAGGGAAAGGCGAAAUCUCGUUCCAACAGAGCUGGUUUGCAAUUCCCUGUUGGUCGUAUUCAUAGACUUCUUCGCAAAGGAAAUUACGCAGAACGUGUCGGUGCAGGAGCACCAGUGUAUUUAGCAGCCGUUAUGGAAUAUUUGGCUGCUGAAGUGUUGGAAUUGGCGGGAAAUGCUGCUCGUGAUAAUAAAAAAACCAGAAUUAUACCUCGUCAUCUUCAACUUGCUAUCCGUAAUGAUGAAGAAUUAAAUAAAUUACUUUCUGGAGUAACUAUUGCUCAAGGUGGUGUUUUACCAAAUAUUCAAGCAGUUUUAUUGCCAAAGAAAACUGAAAAAAAAGCUUAACCAUAUAAACAUCGAUAUAAAUGGCCCUUUUUAGGGCCACAAUUUUUUAAAACAAAGGAAUUUCUCAUCUGAUUCAUAAUUAAAUAGAAUACAUUCUUAUAUACUAAAAAAA